AUGGGGGAAUGGGCCAACAGAAUGACCAAUUUAUACCAAGGGGCAGAUCAUGGUAGUGCUUCUGCCCGCUGCCUCCAAGUGAUGCUUCGAAAAUCACUAGUGCUUUUCAAGAAAAAUGGCCUUUUUCCAAGAAUUUGUUUACUUUUUCUUGGAAUUUGUCUAGUGCUUCAAUGCAGCAAUAAUUCUCUGCUGUGGAAAGACAAUAAAGCUUUUCAUGACAUUGUCAAAGAGAUUUACAAGUUAAACUCGAUGAAAGAGAAGAAUGUUGCCUUGAAUGCCCAGCACUUUAAUAAUGGUGUAAAAUUCAUACAUAAAUAUGUGAUUCGACCGAUAGCAAACAGUAAGAAAGACAAUCCUGGCGCUUUUAUGACAUCUGAAACCAAAAACGAGAAAAGAAAAAUAUUUAUUUCUAUUAAUAUUUUGUAUCGUCUCGUGCUGUCGGGUCAGCAGCAGCAACAGCAGCAAUCGUCAGUCUCUUUCUUUCCCUCGUAUCAUUGA
Molecule: messenger RNA, 498 nt
Organism: Clunio marinus
Lineage: Eukaryota; Metazoa; Arthropoda; Insecta; Diptera; Chironomidae
Source: the annotation of a GenBank genome assembly